GGCUAAGGAGGGCAUGGGUAUAAAAGGAAUUUUGAACGCUUCGAGCAAGCAGAAAGUCUCCAUAGUUGAAGUAUAUUUCAGCUCAUUCGGUUGCAAUUUCGUCACCAUGAAACUGAUUUGUGUUGUCACGGUACUGUUGCUCGUCCAAUGCUGUAAGUGUGAAAUAAUAAUUUACUUAAUGAUUUUACAUUGCACACAUUUGCAUUAAAUAUUGCCGAGAAAUUAGUAAAUUAAGUUAUUUUGUUGCUUAAAAAAACACAUUUUGAAAUCCUUUUAAUUUUUAGGCAAAGCGCUGAAAACUUGUGACAAUGCAGCUGAUUGUGACGCCCCGGCAUAUAAAACAGAUGUAUGCACUGACAAUAAGUGUCAAUGUGCAACAGAAUGGACCCUAGCAGGGACUGUGUGUAAUCGUAAGUAUUUAUGUCUUUUCUUUGUGUUUUAUUCACUGACUUUCGAAUAUUUCUACUCUUCUAUAUCGUUUACUUGUUCAUAUUAUGAACAUUUUUGUUACGUACGAUAUACUCAUAUAUUCUAUCACAAACACAUAUGCACAUAUGACACACGCCUUUAAAAAGACAUAAACAAUCCCUCACAGCAAUUACACCUUUAAAAUUAUAUAACACCGACAAAGUGAUUACACGUUUUAAAUUACAUAAAUAAAUACACAUAACCUAACUGAUAUUAUAUCUUUAAAAAUUAUUUGAAUAAAUUAUAAUUCCAAUAAUUAAAUUUGUGCAAGGAAACCUUGUGACAAAUCAUGUUAAUUUCAAAAGUAUGUCCUUUGUACUGUAUUAAGAGUUUUUUUUUUCCUUUUAAGCCCCAGUGCCAGUGGUUUCACGACUUCAGCCUAACCAGGACCUUUACUUAAAAGAAAGCUACACUCUAUCCUGUGACACACCUGUUACUGGAGGUGGCUUGACAUUCUCGUGGCUUAAGUAAGAAAAACUUAAUUUAAAAAUAUUCUAACACCAUACAAGUAAAAGCAUUCUAAUUAUAUGAGUAAAUUAAACAACCAUUACAAAAAUGGUUUUUCGCACAAAUCCUUUCUAUGCCUUUUUUGUUUGCAUUUAUUUGAUUGUGCAAGAGAUUUAUCAUUUAUUAAGAAGCUGUUCUAAAGAUAAAUUCAUGGUUAGGGACGGUCUUUGACAGGGGAGUAAGUCUCUUCGUCUUAAAGCCUGGCAUUUACUUCAUCUGUACAAAUCCAAAUAGUGUUUAGAAGUCUCAGAUUUCCCAAAAACUAAGUAGGCUUAAGCCAAUUGCCUCCAACAUCCAAGUAGCCUAAAAAUUUAAGAGGCCACAAUUUAUGGAUUCUCAUGCUUGAAAAAAAUAAUAACAUUUAAAAAAGAAAAAUUCACUCUUUAUUAUUUUAUCUUAAUUUUAAUAAUUUUACAAGGUAUUUAAUAUCUCAAGGGCAGGAAUUUAUAAAUGUGGAUUCUUACAUUUUGAGAUUUCAAUUUUCUUAAUGAUUUUACAAACAAUUUUUGACGUCAAAGAAAAUUGAGCGCACUGAGUAAAACUAAUAUAAUAGAGUCUUCGAGAUCACUUGUAUAAAUAAGGCACCCACAGAUGUGAUGAGGUCAAAAGAAUAGAAAAUACUUUAAAUAGCCACCUAACAACACCCGAAAGAUGCAGUGGGCCUUUAAAAGUCACGCGACGGCUUUUGAUAGUAAAUUGUAGCGGAGAAACGGUGGUCAUAAAUUAUUUCAUUACUGAGCUUCAGAUUGACAUCAAAAUAAUAAUGGUGAAAAAUUGCAUUACGUAUUUCACACACCGAUUACUCAUUUAAUUUUAUCAGAAGUUCUGCUUUUGAUUGCUUUAUCCAUCAAGUGUUCUGUUUCGGCUUUAAAAAAGACACUCAUCCUUUCUUGUUAUCCUCCACCAAAGGUUGGACAGUGUUAAAAUCAUUUUCUAUCUGAUUUAUAAUUGCCAAAAUAUGUAUCUCAAACUAGCGGUGUUGCACUUUCAAAAGCCGCAUAGACUAUAUUUUGGAAAGCUCCAGUGCUAUCAUUGAUGCCCUUUUUUCCUUUAUACUCCACGUUUAAGGGAAAAUGUGAUACCAGACUUCAAGCCAAUGAUCUUUUAAAGAACGUGGCAGAUUGCAAUUUGUGUUUAUCAUAAGAUUGUUGGUCUGAUGUUAUGUUAUUUUCAUAAAUUUAGCAAAACUAUUAAUAAAUGAAAACUUUUUAUAGGUUUUUACAAUUCACGUAAAGGUUUUUUCCUAUAUAUAAUUUUAAAAACAAAUUUUCUUUAUGAUUUAAGAAAUUUAAAUACGAUUUUCGUAAAAUAAAAUUGCACAUAUUAUUUUAGCGGAGCUAAAGAUCUUCAUAAGGAUUCCAAAUCGUACGUCAUAUCUUCCGCUCAAGAAUCAGACAAUGGUGCUUAUACAUGUAAAAUUACUGCUGCUGGUGGAAGUUCACAGAGUGUUUCUCUACUUUUAAACUUUAAAGGUAAAACUUUGUCAAUAAAAAAAGCAGAAAACUUUUACGAAAUUCACUUAAGAAUAGUCAAAACAAGAUGAGUUACUUCAUUUUUUUAGGAGAAUGAAAAGAUACAACAUUAAACAUUUCCCCUCACCUUAACCGUUGGAUCAAUUGUAUCAAAUGAUUGGAUUUAAAAUGUUAAAUUCAUAAGCAUUUUAACUAUGGGCCGAAAAACCAGUCCCUUUUACCAAAAUUAGUAUUUUCGAUAAUGAAAUUUACGAAUACCUGAAUCCCCAUAUUUUCAAUAUUGUGUCGAGAUUAGAGGUGAGGAUUUAUUAAUGAAAUAAAAACAAUUUUUUAAAAAUAGCAAUUUGAUUGUUAAUAAGCUUUUAACAAUAACACAAAUGCCUAGAUUCAGACAUUAUCAAAUAUUAAAAUAACUUUUUUAGUUUUAAUCUUUGGUGAAAUUCAAAUAAUGAGAUCGUAAAAAUGGCAAUGUGUCUAUGACGUUUGAUCGUUUAAUUUUGAGUGCAAAUGGUAAUAAAAUUAACCUGAUGAUGAAAUCACCCACUCAGACUACACAGAUUUCUGGGCAAUAGUCUUUACGUUUAAAUAAUGUCUUUGUUUCCGAUUGUUUUAUGUGCUUUUCAUAUUUAGGUUUACUUUUUUCAGUGUCCCCCCAUUUCUUUCUAUCAACAUGAAGUAAAAUGUGAAUUACUAAUAUUGUUAUAAAAAAAUAAAAGUAACUUAUACUUAGGGUAUUUGAUUAUCAAAAUACGGAGUAAGUCUUAGUUUUACAUAUGUAGAUAUUUUGGCAUAAUUAAAGUAAAUCAAGUAUUCAAACAUUGCUGUUAUUAUUAAAUGUUUAACCCGAGGAUCGAGUGAAGCGUGUUAUUAUUCCCAUACAUUUCAUGUUAUAAAAAAUUGUGAAAUUAAGUCAGCAUCUAUCUUUAUUCGACUACACCAAUCCCUUAUUUGUCAAUAAUAUGAAAACAUUUACAGUCUAUCCUGUACCUUUACGUCAUGUCUCACGUCUCCACUUACACACUACACACCCAGGUUGUAAAAACAAAACUUAUCACAACGCCAUGAUUUUUUACAAAUUAACAGUACACAUUACAAGCCCGUCGGUCGGCUAUCUUUGCACUUGGUGUGAAGGGUUCGCACUUUGCAUAUCACAUAAUAAUUAAUAUUUCUUGCUUUAACCACGACAUGGAAACUAAGAAAAGCGAUACAUUUUUUUUUUGAAAAUGAAAUCCCGGGAAUUUCUGAAAUCCCGGUUUUCAUACAUUCCAAUCACCGUUUUUUCGAGCAUCGGUUAUUGUCCGGUAAUCUACUAUUUUAGAAAGUCGGAGUCCCGGAUUGCGACCCUAAAUUUAAAACCGCAUAUAAAUAUUAAUAAAAUGUCUUUAGUUUAAAUUAAACAAAUAUUAGUUAUUCUGAAAUGUAUAACAUUUUAUUAAGAUUAUUAAAUAAAUUUCUUUGGUUCAACACAUGAUGAAACUCACUGAACAUUAGAUGACAUAUAAUUGUACUUUAGCAUAUCCUUUUAUUUUUUAAAAAUAUUUUGUAUUCCACCAAUAGAACCAGGGAGGGAAUGUACUGAUAACACAAAGUGUAAAGGAACAGAUUUGACAGGCUACACUGGGCAGUGUGUUUCAGGUCAUUGCGCGUGUGCUAACGGCUAUGUUCAAAAACUGGAUAAGUGUACGAAAAGUAAGAAAAAAUAAAUAAAUUAAAAAAAAAAAUUAACGAAUUUUUUGUUUUGAUUCAUUUGAACAAUUAAAACAAACAAUUCGUUAAUUUUUAUAUUUAUUUCUUAUCACACUAAUCUUUAAAACUUAUUUCCCACAGUACAUUUAUCUGAUAUAAUUUCUUUAAAAUAUAAUUAAUAUCAUUAAAGACACCAUUGAUUUUCAAUUUAACAAAAUUACUAAGUAUUGAUUUAGAUUCUGUUAAAUUGUGUCAUAACUUAAUCUGGUUAGGUGACUUUUUUAUUUCAAAUUCACGAAAACAUGAUAAAUAUAAAAGUAAUUCAAUUGAUGGGGCAUGCAUUAGGUGUAAAUGGUGCUCGCUAGUCUAAAAAUUUUGAAUUUAGUGGUGUAGGAAAGUGCCGCUGUGUUUGGCACAAUUUUAAUAUGGAAGGGCGGUAUUUUGGGGGUAAUGGGCAACGCCGGUCUUUAGGGUGUGCGAUAUGUGCCCUCACACAGGGCGUCGUGGCCAUAAGGACGCUCGGCUCGCCCAGUAAAUAUUUAAAUUCCCUUGCUUUAUUAUAGUGAAAGUGUGAACCUUGGGUCCGGGGGUCGAGAAACGGUAUUCUAACUUUUCUUACAAUCGCUUUCAUACAAUGAAUUUCCAUAGAAUGAAAGUUGCAUUCCUAAUGUGGAUACUAAUACUGGGGUCAUCAUCACAAUACGUGCUCCAAAGCGCACGUCGUAAUAGGAAAAGGAGCGGAUUCAUACAGGGAAGGGGGUGCCGAACGGUCGCUUCGUACAGGGCGAAAGUUUACCUAAGACCGGCUUUGUAAUGGGAUGGCAAGAUUCUUGGUUCAUCCCGGAAUAUGCAACUAAUUGAAAAAUAAAAACAUAUUAUAAAUCUUGCUUUUAAAAACUGAGGCUGCAAUUAAAGGACAAUUUGUUAAAAUAAGUACACCAUGCUUUUUUAACAGCUUCGACACAUACUCUAGUUCAGAGUUGCUAUUUUAGCUUAAAUUCAUUACUAUCAGAAUAUUUUUUAUCAAAGAAACAAAAAUUGAAUAAUAAUAUCAGUUGUAAUUAAUUUACAAAUUUGUUAUACUUUUUUAUUACGAUUUUUUAAUACAUUCAAAGCUUCUUUCAAUAAUAAAAUUUUGCGUUUAAAUUUAAAAAAAAAUAAAUAAAAGCAAACUGCAAGUGAGAAGACAACCAAAAAUUUAGCUACAGUUGAACCCGUUCAUCUCUACCUUGAUUAACACGUCAACCCUGUUAUCUCGACUUUUUGAAGUGAACAGUCAAAUUCUCUCUUUGUCUUAGCAUUUUCUUCUUGGUCAAGUUGAUUCUUUUAUGUCAACAAAACCUGAUAUCCCGAGCACAAAAGGCGGCCAAAUUUGCCACCUUACGACGUUUAUCUCGACCCCUUACCAAUCCCAGGCUUUUGAACUCCACAAGAAGAAAUAGCAAAUUACAAAUAAACAAGUUUUGCGUAAUUAAAAAUAAUGACUUAUUUCUCAAAAUUAGUGAAAGAAUCUCUCUAAAUUUGUGUUGUAAAGAUCGUCCUCCUCGUGUGAAAAAAGCAGAAUAUAAUAAGUUCAUUAUUACUCCCAUACGUAUACAAAAAGAAACUGAGUGGCUAAGUGGUUUAAAAUGAGCAAAUCUCCAGUUGGUGGUCUGGAGAUCAAUUCCAGCAAGAGCCCAGUCACGCAAAAUCACCACCAGCACCCUGGGUAGAUGGGACUCGUUAACCUUGGAAGGCAACUCAUCUAAGAGAAGGAAACUCUGAAAUCAAAACCCGGAGAUGGGGUCCCGAAAGGCGGAUAACAUUGAUGCAAUGGAACAUUCCGACAACUCCUGCAACGUCACUGGUGCCAAGCUGUAUCAUCCAAAUGAUGUUCCCUUGGGUUACCCAGAGGCGUGGAGAGAGGCGAUUUGCUGUUGGGAACCAGCUUGUAAGCCUUGAAGAAUAAUCCAGACCAUGUGGAUUUCGUCCCCUGAAGCCCACUCUAUCGUCACAUUGUGCCAGCAAAAAAAUACAAAAAAAAACUAGCUUUCCAUUUGACCCCGUGACCUACCAGCAUUGACCGGUCAUGGGUUUAUGUUCUGUUUUUCGCAUCCGUGAAAUCUAUCGGAACGCCCCGCUAUGUGAAGUUCCUUAUAUUGUAGAGCUAUUUUUAAAGCAUAUAAAUUACAUUUUUAUAACAUUCGUAUAUAGAAAGUAGGUCUACUAAGUAUGAGCCUAAGCAAGCUGUUCUAAAAAUAAGACUAAAAUGAAUACUUCACAAAUAAAGUAUUUAUAAAUAUAAUAUUUUAAUCAUAUACAGGAUACAGUCUAAUCUAAAUUUAAUAUAAAGUAACCUAGACCUAGUCUACGCCUAAAACAUGUUAGUCUAAGGCCAUAUAACCUAUUAAUUAUUACUGACUUAAAUUAAUAAAUUAGGUAUAGACUAAAAUGUAGGCCUUAUUUAGUGUAUUAGACUCAUUCUCAUUUACUAGAAUAAAUGACCCGAUGUUAUCGGGAGUAUAAUGGUAGAUCCUUUGUGAUAUUUCUAACUGCUAUUGCAUAAACUCAUCAUAAUUCAAAACUUUAAAAAUGUAAUAAUAUUUACAUUUCUAACACAAUUACGUUUUGAGAAGAAUUUAACUGCUUUAUAUUAAAGGCCUACCCAAAUCCUUUUCACGCUCCUAAAAAAACUUUUAUUGCUCUAAACAUGACCUUAAAUACACAGUCUAAAUUAUUUCUAAUUAUAUCACUUUGGUUACUAAAAAAGUCAAUUUAUGGCAAUUACUACGUUCGAGUAAUACCUUAGAUUUACCCCUUUUCGUGCCCUUGAAUUGCGACUUUUUUUUCUUCUAAAAAUUGUUCUAAAAACUGCCUUAAAUUUACACCAAAAACUCUGUAUAUGAUAUAAAAAUAUUUUAUGUUAAAGUAGCUCGAAAUAUAUUGAUAUCUUCUGCAAAACAUUAAACACAUUUUUUACCUCUUAAUAAAAAAAGUAUUUAUUAUCAGAAAAUCGUAAAAAAAAAAAAAAAGAAUUAUUUUAUCUAGAGAAGAAUCGCGCAACCUUUUUUCACACCUAUAACAGAUUUGAGUCUUCUUGUUAUUUAUGUUAAAGUAGAUCGAAAUAUAUUGAUAUCUUCUGCAAAACAUUAAACACAUUUUUUACCUCUUAAUAAAAAAAGUAUUUAUUAUCAGAAAAUCGUAAAAAAAAAAAAAAGAAUUAUUUUAUCUAGAGAAGAAUCGCGCAACCUUUUUUCACACCUAUAACAGAUUUGAGUCUUCUUGUUUUUCAAUUUUAAACGGUUAAUCUAAAAAAAUACAAAUCUCUUUAAUGUUUGCAAAGUAAAAACAUAAAUAUAUUUUAUUUUUUUUUAAAGUAAAUAUUAGCCCAUCCCAAUGUUUCAAAAUUAAUUGUUCAAGUGUGUAAAAUGAUUGGGUUUUGAUAUUCAUGGGUAUACUUAUAUAAUUGUACGCCAUUGAUCUUCUUGAUUGGUAAACAUACUUAUAUUUGUAAAGAGAAAGAGAGAGAGUACCAUCUCUUUUUUCACAUAUGAAGUACCAUAGGAGUUAACUAUGUUGUCAUCCACGUAAAAUGUACACUUCUUAUUUCCUACCUCCGACAUGUAUUUACCCAAGAAAAUUAAUUAUUUAUUAAAACCAUUCCUUUAUUUUUAGAAGUAUGCUGUGCUGCUUUGAGCAAAAUGAACAUAUCAAUAUUUGUAAAAAAGGAAUGUAACAUCCCUUUUCACAAAUGUAAAUUCAUAAGAGUUAACUAUAUUGUCAUCCACGUAAAAAUGUACACAUCUUAUCUCCUACCUCCGACAUAAUGUAUUUACCCAAGAAAAUUAAUUAUUUAUCAAAAUUAUUCCUUUAUUGUGAGACGUAUCUUGUGCUGCCUUGAGCAAAAUGAACAUACACAUAUUUGUAAAAAGAGAAUGUAGCAUCACUCUUUUUCUCAAAUGCAUUACCAUAUGAUUUAACUAUAUGGUCAUCCACGUGAAAAUGUAUACAUCCUAUUUCCUACCUCUGACAUGGGUUAGUUAGAUCUGCUUCAGUCACUCAGGAGCUGUCCUCUGACCACUUCUGUAUUAUUUGCGAGCUUAAUGUAAGGGCCCCCAACCCUCUCCCUCAGUUUAGAGAAGUCCGCAGUCUGCGAACUGUCAACAGGGAUGCCUUUAAGCAUGACCUGAGUUUAGAAGUGUCCCACGCCCUCUGCCCUAUAUUGAAAAUACUACACAGUGCAUUGCGCGCUGUGCUUGAACGGCACGCCCCUGUCAGCCGCCGCAAUUUUAGGUUAACGCGGUCUGCUACCUGGUAUGCGACCAUAAGGGAAGAACUACAUAGUGACAAGAAAGAGCGGCGUAGUGCGGAAAAAAGUCGUUGAGGUCAGGUCUUGCGGUAUUUAAGCAGAUCUUUUCCGCUGCCAAGAAGCGUGUCACUCAGAUUGUUUGUCGUAUUUGAGCCAAAAGAUAACUAUGGGUAAAACCAACCGGCAGUUGUUUGAUGUUUGUAGUCACCUUAGAAGGAGUAACAAAGGAACUCCUCUUCCUUCAGUAUUUCCUUUGCCCCAGCAACCAGAUAUUUUCUGUGAUUUCUUUACAAGCAAAGUUGCGAGCAUUCGCGCUAAGCUUGAACGUUUUGAUGCACCAUCCCUGGAUUUGCCUCCUGUUCCUUGUCUUACUUCAAAUUUUGAUACUUUUAAACCUGUUUCAAAAGUAUAAUUUUAUAAUCUAAACCUACGUCAUGUUAUUUAGAUCCCAUCCCCACUCCCUGUUUGUUGAGUCAUUAGAUCAUUUGCUCCCAACGAUAACCCACAUAAUAAAUGAAAGGUUGUCUUCUUGCAUUGUUCCCCAUCUUUGUAAAUCAGCUGUCAUCAAACCAUUUCUUAAGAAGCCUGGUCUGGAUGAAAAUAAUUUUAAAAAUUAUAGACCUGUAUCUAACUUAUCAUUUGUAUCUAAAGUUAUUGAAAAACUAGUUCUAAAACAACUUUUUGUUUUUUGCUUAUUUAAUUGACCACUCUCUUCUCAGUUCUAACCAGUCUGCCUAUAGACAUUUCCACAGCACAGAGACGGCUCUCUUAAGAGUGACCAAUGACCUCUUGCUCGCAUUGGACAGGGAUGAUAUCUCCAUCCUGAUCCUCUUAGACCUCAGUGAGGCCUUUGACACUGUUGACCAUGUAAUCCUUUUCAAAACCCUUGAAAAUUACUUUGGAAUUUCUGGUUCAGUUUUGGCUUGGUUUAGUUCCUACCUCUCUGAUAGAACGCAGGUGGUCUCUGUCGAUGGCUUUCUCUCAGGCAGUGCUGGUUUGUUGUAUGGAGUACCACAGGGGUCUGUUUUAGGCCCGAUUCUAUUCACAUUGUAUACCAGACCACUGCUCCUCUUGCUUUAGAGGCAUGCUAUUGAGAGCCAGUCAUUUGCAGAUGACACGCAGCUAUACAAGCAUACCCAUCCUUCUCUUGUUGAAUCCGCUGUCUAGACUCUGCGUGGGUGCAUUGAUGAUGUCAAGUCAUGGAUGACACUCAGCAAGUUGAAGCUUAAUGAUGACAAAACAGAAGCACUCCUCAUCCACAAUCACACAUCACCCUCUACCUCAAAUCUUCCAACGUCAUUUCAAGUAGGUAACUCUGACGUACGGUUUACACCCUCUGCUAGGAAUCUUGGUUAUAUUCUUUCUAACAACAUGUCUCUAGAUAAACACAUAUCUCACAUUUGUCGUUCAGCAUACACCACUAUCCGUCAGAUCAGCUCCAUACGCCACUACCUCACAGUUAGCGCUACAAAAACUCUAGUCUGUGCUCUUGUUCUCUCUCUCGUCUUGACUAUUGCAUCUCUCUUCUGUCAGGUUCACCAAAACACUGCAUAGAAAAACUGCAGAAAGCUAAAAACUCAGCUGCUAGGCUAGUUUUAAAGACAAAAAAACGUGAUCACGUCACUCCACUACUCCAUUCCCUUCAUUGGCUCCCUAUACAAGCACGCAUUGACUACAAGCUGUCUGUUCUCUGUCACAACUUUUUCUUGGAUUCUUUCCGUUCAUAUCUAACCGAACUUCUUUCUGUCUAUUCACCCCUUCACAGCUUCGAUCCUCUGCAGACACGUGUAUUCUGUCCGUUCCCAAGAUACACACUAAAACAUAUGGUGAAGGCCCCCAAACAAUGGAAUUCUUUGCCACUACACAUCCGCAAUAUACCAACCACCCAGGCCUUCAAAACUGCACUAAAAACAUAUCUUUUUAAAUUAUACUACCCUGACUGAUUCGCCUCCUCUGAUCGAUAAAUGAUCUUGCUGGCUGCCGUCCAUGGUUUGCCUUGUACAAGUUAUGUGGUGGGGUGGGUGAAUAUACAUUGCUGUACUUUAAUUAGUAAAUGUAUUUUAUUUUAAUGUCAUGAUUAUGUCUCUUUUCAUAAAAUUUUUAUGUACAGCGCGGUGACCCCAGCCCUAGGCUGGGGUACCGCGCUUUAUAAGACCUCUUAUUAUUAUUAUUAUUAUUUACCCAAGAAAACUAAUUAUUUAUCAAAUUCAUUCCUUUAUUUUGAGACGUACCUUGUGCUGCCUUGGGCAAAAUAAACAGACACAUAUUUGUAAAAAGAGAAUGUAACGUCUCAUUUUUUCCCAAAUGAUAUACCAUAGGAUUUAAAUAUAUUGUCAUACACGUGAAAAUGUGCACAUCCUGUAUGUUCCCAAGAAGUGUAUUUAUUUAUCAAAUUCAUUCCUUUAUUUUGAGACGUAUCUUGUGCUGCCUGGGCCAAAGUAACCAACCCCUUCCCACCCAGAUUUAAAUAAAUUUAGAAAAAUCUUCUACCGGAUUGUUUGAUAUAAUUUGAUAUUUAUAUCGCGCUGGCAUCCAUGCCACUUUAGCUUGCUCACUGCGCUCUGGUCAUCCGAAAUCUAUUUAAACAAAUUUUUUUAAAAAUUAUUUUUUAAAUGAUUUUUUAUCAUUUACAAUUCCCCUCAAAGAUUGAGGCAAACUCUUCCAUAAUUUUGGGGCUAUCGCUUCAAAAGAGCGCACUCUGUAAGACAUUUUAUGUGUUCAACCACUCUAGGAAAACUCAGUAAGUACUGAGUUGAAGACUGCAGGCUCCUCAGAGGUACAUGUUUAUAAAUAAGUUCAUUGAGAUAUUCCGGUGCUGAGCCAUCUAUGGAGCUGUACGCCAGGGACAGAAUUGUGUAGUUAAUGUAUUUCUUUCCAUACCCAAACUAAAAUAAUUUGCACUUCAUAUGGUUCGUUCUUUUUUCUUUUAGUUAUAAGUGGAUUAAACAAUGCUAUUUAGCUAUGGAGUUGCGCUGCACAGAUUGACUUAAACUACAUUUUCUUAUUAGAAUUACAUUUAAAGGUUAGUUUUUACAUGUUAUGAAUUUAAUAAAAGUAAAGUUUUUGACAAAAAUUUUUAAAUGUAAAAAUGUACAAAGCGAAAAUGUGUGUGUGUUUUAUUCCCAAUUUAAAAAGCAAUCAAUUGUAUUUGAUUACAUCUUUAAAAUUGGACCUUUUUUUUAAAACACAAAAUAAAGACUAAAUCAUAAGCUUAGGAGCUUACAAUUAAUGUUACUUUUAAGAAGGGAAAAUACUUAAUCAGUUUUGUCAUGCGCGGUUAUUGAAUUUAAAGAAACCUAAGAGUUUUGGUGCAAUAGGCUUUUCGCGCUAUGACGUCAUUUGCAUGAUUAUUUAGAACAAAUUAUUUUUAAUUUUAAUUCGCAAUAUUAACAACGCACUAAAAGACGCACUAAAAACGACUGAUGCUUGGGUUUUCCCGAUAAUUGUGAUUACGGUGUAAAUCUUCAAUCAUGAUUUUUUAAAUUUUUUAAAUUUUGUCAUAACUUUCAAACACAUAUAAAAUGCUUAAAAUAGUUCCUUAGUUAAUUCUUUAAAUUUAUUGGUAAUUUGUAACAAUAAUACUUAAACUUUUACAAAAAUAAAAGCAGAUUUAGAAUAUUUUUUGCCCAUAUAAAUUUAUUCCAUUUCCGUAAAACAAUAGAAAAUAACUAUGAUUGUUUUUAGGAAUCCGAAUGUACUUAAAAAGUAUAUCCAUUUUGACGUUAUCUGAACCUAGCUCAUUCUUAUAUAUAUUACGCAAAUCAUUGACAUAAAGAAAUCACAAGCGAAUUUUAAUAUAUUGCCGCUACAUUGGUUUUCGUUUAUCUCGAUCAUCGUUUAUCUAGCUUUUUGGCAAACCCCUACGCCGUCGACAUAACCGGGUUCUACUGUACAUGCGAUGUCAAUUGUUCGAUAGAAAAUUUGUAUUCACUUUGUUUUAAAUUUAUGCAAGAUCGGUGUUUUCUCACUGUGCAGAGGGAAUUUUAAAAUCUUUGGAAAAAAUCUAAAAUCCUCAUCCGAUUUAGUCAGUGCCCACUUUAUAAUGAGAAAUAGUCUAUUUUUCUUACAUUCCUGUAACAAACAAUAGAAAUUUGAGACGUAAAUUUGAGUGAGUACUUUACAUGAAUUAAAUCGGGAUCCAUAGCAUUGAAAUAAACCCGUUUUGGUAGUUAUGGUAAGAUUACGGAAGUAAACCCAAUAAAUAAAUUCCGGAGACUUAAGUCCAGAAGUUGAAUAGGCUAUGAUCUCAUUGUCAUCUUUUCAACUUCUGCCAAGAAGUAGAUGCCAAGUUGAUGAGAAAUGUGUUAUUCAUUACGCAAUAUUAUUAUUAUAGCUAUAGCAAAACCCCACUAUAACUUCUUCCCGAAUUAACGCAUCUCACUUAAAUGUGACUUCAAACAUAAUCCAAUCGGACACUUAAAUUUUAUGCAUUUAAUUUUUUGUCAAAAAAGUAUUAAACAGAAUUUGAAAAUGGUCUAAAUCACUUAGGAAGUUUGACAGCCCACAAAAAAAUUAAAAGAUAUAGAAGGGGGUUCUCUUUUACAUUUUCUGUAAACUGUACUGCAUGAUUUUAAUGAACCUUAGUCUUAUAUUAUGGUACAUUAUCCAAACAAUCAAGUAACACUAGUAAUAGACCACAACACAUACCAUUUCUAUAUCACAACAUAAAGUAACAGUAACAGACAAUAACACAUACAAUUACUAAAUAAAAACACAAAGUAACAGACAAUAACUCAUGCAAUUACAAUACAAUAGUCUUUAAUUCAUAAUUAAGUCCUGGGGUGAAAAAACCACGGGUUGACAAUUUUAUUGGGUUACAUUGGCGUAACAAUAACAAUGCAUUUAAGGUGGGGACGCCUUCUUGCAUAAAGUAAUGAACUUUUAAAAAUUAAAAAUUUUCAGCAGAGGGAUCCUUUACAUCUGGAGUUCUUUUCUUUUUGUAAGUUUUAAUGGGGACAUGUUAGCGUUUUCGCCGAUAGUACUGAAGCUCGUGUCGUGUUCAGCCAUCUUGAAUAGUGUCGAAAGAAAGUCAUGUGCCGGCAAGCUAAAUUGUGAUUAACUCUUUUUCACAAAUUUUGUUUAAAACAACUACUGCCAUUGGCUGGUAUCUUAGUAGGGUUUGAAAGUGAAAGCUAAUGCAACUUAGCAGGUUUUGCAAGAUUAUCGUAUUUUUAAAUAGCGAAAUAAGCGAACUUAGCGAGUUUUGAUUUUAAAAACUAGUUAAAUAUUGUGAAAUAGUAGGCCUAAGUACUUCAAUAGAUGAGCCAAGGGGACUAACUCAUUUUUUUCAAAAAAAUCGACUUAGCAGAGUUUGCAAUUGGACUCCUCAGAUUAUUGUCGUUCAACACAAACAUAAAUACCACAAAACUCGCCAGCGCCACACAACAUUGGCUUAAAAACAAGAUAUUUAAAAUUCCAUCUUUUUUAAACGAAAUUCUACUUCCUCAAACUUUUUUUAAAAAUUCCGACGUUAUUUUCACGGAAUAUUGUAAAACCCAAACAUAGCGACCCAAUAUUUUUCGUGAUCAAUAAAAAUUGUUCACAAUUUACGCGUUAUAGCUCGGCUACACUGUAGAUAUUUGUGAAAUUAAAUAGUAACCCAUCAUUUCAUUAGCUCUUUGUAAAAAGUCUUCAUCAAGCUGGCAGAGGUAACGUAGUCUGAGAUGUUGAGAGAAAGGUACCAUUAAGAAGAUCUUUUUUUUGUUCACAGUAACAAAAUUUAUAUUCUUUCACUUCCUGUAAUUCUACUUCUGACAACAAAAAAGGAGAUAUCUAAUUUGUUUUUACUGUUCUCUGCUUCUUGUGGUACUUUUAUUGGUCAUGUUUGCUGCAGAAGGCUCUAAGCCCAAAUAUUUAUAUGUUAUAGUCCUGUAUUUUGAUACAAGCUUCAAAAUGCCCUUUAUACUAUUUCAUUCAGAUAGCUUAAAUGCAGUCCUUCAAUUAUUUAAUAUGCGUUGGUAAUUCUAAAGGUGUCAAUGAAGCGGAAGCAAAAUUAAAGCAGAUUCAUACAAUAUAUUUUUAUUCAUUUAUUCCUAGGUGGCACCGCAUCGAUCACAGCAUCUCUUUUCGUUCUUCUAACUGCAACCUUAACACAACUGAGAAUAUUGAACUGAUUUCUCAAGAAGGUGCUCUCCCUAAAGACAUAAUCUUUAAUUCAUACUUUAUGUUCAUUUUAUUAAUAAUUAACGUCUUUCCAUUUAUGUUAUCUUAUUUCUUUUUUAUAAUUAUUAUCUUUUGAUCUAUUGCUAAUUUUUAUUUCCAAAAUUUGAAACGAGCUUUUAAUAUACAUAUACAAUUUUUAUUUAGAUAAAAUAUAUCAAAUCAAAGUCCCACUUCCCGAUGAAACAUGAAAUUAUACAUUUCAUGAGUUAAUUGAGUGCUUAAAAAACAACCAAUAAACAUUUGAUAAUUAAAUUUUACAUACACCCGAUAAAUAUUUUUUAGAAAAGUCAUUCGUACACUUAAAUGUAACAUCUUGCAAUUCUAAAACAUCAAAUUUCAAAAAAGACUCUCCUUAUAAAACAAAUCUUUAGCGGUUAUAUUUUUUAUUCUUUGUAUUUUACAAUCGGAAAUAUAUGUAUAUUUUAUAGUCUAUGAUACAAAUGAAAACUUGAUGAUGUAAUGAUGACGAUGUGACUACUGGUUAUAUCAGAAAUGACACAUGUUCAGAAAAUUGGUUUGUGAAUUUAUAAAAGCAAACUGUUGUUUUUGUAAAUUUUUAACAAUUUAAUUUUCUAGAAUGAAAUUUGAUUGUUAACUUAUAAAAAAAAAGGUCUCGUCGCUUUUGCUAAAAAAAUCUAAAAUUAUCUUCUAUUUUUCUGGCAAUUUGUUUUCAUCUGCAUAGGAAAACCUCUUAUUAUUAAUCUCAAGAAUAAAAACUAUUGUUUUAUAAAUAAUAUAAUUUUAGUCAGUUGAAAACAAUUAUUUUUAAAAAAGUAAGGGCAGCGAUGUACUUUUACGCCUUGAUAUAUAUGUUUCAAUAUAAAUUCUAGCUUCGUUUUGUCUAGGCAUCAUUGAAUAUAGCAGUGGAAUCUUCUUAUCUUAGAAAAGACUGAAACGUUUUAAAAUAUAAGAGGAAAUGUAAGAGGAUACUCAAUAGAUAAAAAAUAUUAAAUUGAAUGCUAAAGUUACAAAGGAAAACAAUAGAAUGAGAUUUAAAUUGACACCUUUAUAGUGUAAUAGAGAAUGGUAAAAACUAAUAAGAUUUUCUAAAAAUUGCUUCCACUGAAAGCUCAAAAGAAAAAGUUGGAAGUUGAUAUCAGUUUGCAAAGUGUUUCAAAAAAUAUUUUUCAUAAUUUAAAAAAAAAUAAUAGUCUAUCAAAUACGAAAUUAAAUGCAUUAAAAAGUAGAAAUUAUUUUGUUUUUAUUUUCUUAAAAUGCAUGCAUUUUUAUUUUAAAGAUAAAAUGCGAUGUUUAAUAAUGUGAAACCAAUUUUGGUACAAUUGCAAUCUCGCUUAUUUCUGUCGCUAUGAACACUGUAACUACUUGCUACCUUUGCAGAGGGGAAACUAUUAUUGAUGAAUGAAGAAGAACACGACUGGUACGUUGUUGCAUUGCAUAUACGAGAUGAAAAUAGUGAAUUACUCCGUUAACUCCGCCUCUGGCCCCCCUUAUCUGUUAAUCACUUCAUUCAAGUUAACCUUAACACUUCAUCUGGUAAAACUCCCAAUACCAGAAAGACUCCUAUUAGAAAAGAUCUUCUUACUUGAAGCAAAAGAUACCCAUAUCGUGAGAAACUUGAGCAGACUUAAUGAUAGGAGGAGAUGGGGACAAUCUAGGCACAAAAUUGCGGUUCUAGUUAUCCAUUGCUUUUGUAUUUAUCAUAAAUAUGUUAUGAAACCGACUCAGGUGAUCUCUGACUACUUUGCUAUUUUCAAUUUGGUGUCACCAUUGUUGCCAAAAGUGCGAACAUUUACGAACAUUCCGUAAAAGUUUGAUCUAAAAUGACUUGGCCGUAAAUGUCCGUAAAAAAUUUAGUGUGCCCUUAAAAAAAAAAGGAGCCAUGAUAGAAAUAUGUUUUGAGCCUUGCUUUAAAAUUUUAUACUCACAAUGAAGGGAAAACUUUGAGAAUGUAUGACAAUUAAAACGAUUAAUAACAGGAUCAAGAUUAAGGGUCAAAUGACAGUCAUUGGCAUAGAAACGUACGUAUGUUAUACUUGGAAAAAGUACAUAUAGUCAUAGAAAUAUAGUCGUACGGAUCAUUUAUUUUUUAAAGCAUUUAUAGCCCACUAAAAAAAAAUAUUCCGUACUUUUAUUUUUCAAGAUUUAGAAUGUCCGUCCAUAAAAUUCAUUUUAUUGAUGCCAUUCUUGGGUGUCCCCUUCCUGAGUGGAGCUCAGCCGGUGAGGCUCGUUUCCCCGUACCCCCUAAUGAUGCCACUUGUGUAUCAUAACUUUAUAAUAUGAUAUUUCUAGCUAUCAAUGGUCGGCACAAAAAUAUACUCUUUUGUUUGUGAAGAGGGACUUCUGUUUAUUGCAAAAUAUGUUGUUAAACAAAAAGGCUAUGGAGAAUCGUUGGUAUGAGUUAUGCACUGACUUUUAUUGGGAGAAAUUAAUCUCCUAUUUUCAUUUGGUUCGUUGUAAACAGUGACUAACAAAGGACGAUACCAUAGAUUCAACAAUAUUAAAGAUACGACACCCAAAACAGUUUCUAGUUACAAUUAAUAAGAUUUUUUAAGUCUUAAGAUAAUUACAAAAGAAAAGAAAAUAUAAUGACAUUCUUCAACUUACAGUAUGGUAGAUCUUGUACCGGUACAAAGUUAACACAGUUCGUAUAAUGUGCCAAUGAAUGAUUAAAUGUGACAUAAACACAUAUGAAUAUGAGCACACAAAUACACAAAGAGUUAUACACGUCUCGUAAAUUUAAUAAUUUCUAUCUGAAUCUCCUUCCUUCCGUGCCUGUCAAUCCCUUAUAUAGGUGGGUCUACCGACGCGUAAGCCCUGCCUUCCAGAAGCUACGAAGCAUUUCUAGAACCAUCACAAUCAUUCUACAAACUACUAUUUAGAACAGAUUAAUUAUUUUUAGUGGCUGUCGCCAUCAACACGACAGGUCAAAAGACUAACCCACACCCAUCUGUUAACACAGCGUCUCAUGCGGGGUCAAUCAGAGAGCACGCACGAGAAAAAUUAUGUAAAAAAGCUCUAUAUAACAGUAUGCCUUUAUAACCUUCAACGAUGCCCUAACAGAAGUUUAUUGACCUCCUCAUCAGGAUGAUCCUGACUUUUGAGUGCAAAUAAACCAC
Molecule: messenger RNA, 17660 nt
Organism: Lymnaea stagnalis (great pond snail)
Lineage: Eukaryota; Metazoa; Mollusca; Gastropoda; Lymnaeidae
Source: the annotation of a GenBank genome assembly